Molecule: messenger RNA, 458 nt
Organism: Notolabrus celidotus (New Zealand spotty)
Lineage: Eukaryota; Metazoa; Chordata; Actinopteri; Labriformes; Labridae
Gene: ndufa3
Product: NADH:ubiquinone oxidoreductase subunit A3
Exons: 4
Coding region: 106-357 (83 amino acids)
Cellular component (GO): mitochondrial inner membrane
Source: RefSeq, a predicted model, not a curated record
UCUGUUCAAGUAAUGUUUUUAUGCGACGGGCGCCGAAAAAUGACGUCAGAUAUCAUUUGACUACAUUUCCCAUGAGCCUCUCGGUUGAUAACUACAGAAGUCAACAUGGCGGGAUUUGGAGCGUUCCUGAAGAAUGCUUGGAACAAGGAGCCUGUAAUCCUGACGUCUUGUGCGAUUGGACUAGUGGGUAUUGUUCUUCCAUUCAUCAGCCCCAUCACAAAGUACACAGCAAUGAUCAAUUCAGCUGUGCCAUACAACUAUCCAGUUCCAGUGCGAGAUGAUGGAAACAUGCCUGAUGUCCCUGACCACCCAUGUAAACCCGAAGGAACCAACCUGCAAUGGCUUAAAAACUUGUAACUGUUCAAAUCUCUCGAUCGACACCCGUUCUGUUAUUUUGUUCGUUUGUGUCUGAGUAAAUGCUCCAUGUGUCCCAAAAUAAAGAUUCUAUAUUUAAUUCA